AUGAUAAUACGAUAUUUACCGCUCCUUCUUCUAUUACUCCCAUCAAACACGCUGGCAUUUUCGAAAAGUGAAACAUGUUUUUUGCGUUGCACAUCGGGAUGUAUGGCGUUUGUAGUAAGUAUUAACUUCAAUUUGAUCUUUCCCUGUCAAUUUUCAUUAGAUAAAUCAAAUAUUUAUUGAAAAAAAAGUUAUUUUUGUAAAAUAUCAAUCAUUUUUUUUUGCAGGACAGUGCAAAUAGUGUGAUUACUCAAAAAGAAUGCGAAGCAAAGUGCACACCGUACAGGUAUCCGAAUUUGUGUGUAAGUUGUCAUGAGCUAAAUUACCACGUCAUAAAAAAGCGAAAAAAAAAUAAUUUUUUUUCGUUUCGGCGUGGAACGUGAGAGAAAACGAGAGAGUGUGAGUGAAGAAGAGACGCGAGACGAAAAAGGGAUAGACUCCGCCCACUUUUUUAAAAAAAUUUUCGCGGCGAAAGUUUUUGAAUUAAAAAAAAAUUUUUUUUUUCGCUGUGAAAAAUGGGAGAAGAAGAUUGGGGGUUUUUGAAAAAUCUAGAAAAAUACAUUGUGUGCAGUAGAGCGAGUUUGCUGCUUUUGAGGUUUUUUUUCUGAAUUUUGCGAAAAAGAGCUGGGCUUAGGCUGGUAGGCUUAUACUGUUAGGUUAAGGCUGUUAGGCUUAGACUGUUUAGGCUUCGGUCUUAGGUUACGGUUUUUUUUUACUUUUAUGCAAAUUUCAGCCCACAAAGUUCUCAUCUGAAAAGAAACAUCAACAAUUUUAUUCGAAAAUCAUUUCCAAAUCAAUUAAUUCGUAACAUAGUUCUUCUUCUUCUUCUUAAAAAUCGAGAAAAACUUAACAAUCCACGAGUCUUCAUCGCUUGAACGAGAUUCCCGAUAAGUUGGACGAACAUUGACAGUUUCACGAUACUCCAUAAAGUUAGCAGUGGGUUUUUCCCUGCAUUUCCGACAAUACUUGAAAAAUAGAUAUAAUUCCUCGUGCUUUGAGCAAUAAAAAAACAUUUCUCUUUUUUUCACAUCAAUGAAUUUUUGCCACGGGUUUUUAUAUCAAUUUUUUUCUCAUGUGACACGAGAAGUAUUCGUUUUCUUUCACAAUCUUUCUGAUUGUGAGCAAAAUUACAUGUCGAAAAUUUGCAAAGAUAAAAAAUUCUAUAGUUUGUUUGGUUCAUAAAAAAAAUCAAUAUACAAACUAGAAAAACCUCAAAUCAACAUUUCCAGACAACCCCCGAAUGCUGGUUGACUUGCAAUAACUCCUUGAACAGCGCUCUAUCCCUAUCCUCCACAAAUGUCACAGUCACUUCCGAUCAUGGACUUCGAUGGACAUCGGUUCCCGGUGCAGUUUUGUAUAUCAUCGCAUAUCGACUUCAGGGGGAGAAUACGUUUCCAGAUACACAAUAUGUGGUAGGAUUUUUAAUUUGAAAAAAUUCAGUCCUAGAAUCCUUUCAGACCACGAAGAACACCAAUAUCGAUCGAAUCAAUCCGAUGAAUAUUAGUUUUUGCGCGGCUUUGGAAGUUGUGGUUAUGGCGGUUUCGGAAGAUGGGAUUGGACAUACGAGUAAUAUGGUUGAGAUGCCGGCGCCGAAGCCGAUGGCUAAUCCGAAACUUCAAUUGACUAGGAUGAGAUAUCUGGUGAGUGGGACUCUGAAGAUCAGAAUUUCAGGGGGAUUUCGAAAAUCUGACCGAUUUUUUAAUUGAAAAUCUAAGGGAAUCCUGAAUUAAAACCUUGAAUUCGGUUAGGUUAAGCCCAAGUUAGGUAAACCCCGAAAUCGUUCAGACUUACCUUCAGGCCAGACCUGGGGAAUUUUACGUUUACGUUUUUUACGUUUUACGGUUUUAGGCCUCAGAAAAAAUUGUAAAUUAAUUUUGCGAAAAUAGCACUAAUUAUAAUGAAUUUUGACAGAAUAAAAUUGAAACUUCAAAAAUAAACUCAAAAUGUUUCAAAUAAAAUUUUGAGAUAAUCCUUAUCAAUUAAUUUUUCGAUGGAAAUGGAGAAUAAUGUUGUUAAAAUUAUGUUGGAGUUACGAUAAGUUACCAAAUCCCAAUUUUUGAAGAAUUGGGAUUUGGUAACUUAUCGUUUUUUUUUUGCCACGUAAAAAUUUCCCAGGUCUGCUUCAGGACAAAAAGGAUUAGAGAAGUGAACCUUGGAACUUCUGAAAGCUUGUGAUUCCUCUGAAUUUAAAGAUUGCUUUUCAAAUACUGUUGUUCAGUCAGAACUUUAAGAUGAAAGUACCCUAACCCCUCUAUUUUCCAGUAUGAACCACUCAUCGACGAUUCCUACUCAGCCAACGGCACCAUCGAACUAACCUUCAAAUAUUUCACCAAUGACUGGCAACUCGGCGACUCCGAUCUCCAAAUCAAUCCAACCUUCCACAUGGUCUCAUGCAUCGAAGCCGAUUUGAGUCAAGGAAUUCCAGUGCCAAGUUUCAGACGGGGUGAAAAUCAGACAAUUAUCACGCGACUCGGCUCAGAUAUGAUGUAUAGGAAAUGCACAUUUAUUUAUUAUUUGCAAUCGAUUAGAAGUGAAGAGUGUGAUACAGAGACGGAAUAUACUCCAGAGAAUGGGAUCAUUCAGAAAGUUCAGAUUCGUGAGUUGAUUUUCGGGGGGGGGGGGGCUAGACUAGACUGUAGUCAUUAUAUAACUUCUUUAUUAUAGAAUGCAGUAAGGUUGAGAAUGCUCCAUGUUCAAAUAGCACAAGUUAUCCAAGCCCCAUUUGCGGUCAAGUCGAAAAUGUCAAAUUCGAACCCAUUGGUCAAAACAUUGACCUCAAAGACACAACAUCAAACAUCACUGUCAAUGUGACUUUUGGGCUGCUCUCUAGACAACCCAGAUAUCCCACAAUCUAUUAUAUUGGUGUUUAUGGUGACGCUGUUAGCUUCCCCAAUGCUGAUCAGGAACUGUUUGUUGGUGUGAAUAUCACCAAGAUUUUGGGUGAAGUGAAUAGUUGUAAGCAGUUUAUGCCGAAUGGCGAUUGUGCGGUGAGAAUUUUAUACGUUUCAAGGUUUUUACUAGAAAAUUUCACGUUUUUCUGAUUCGGGAAUUUUUUUUUGGUCACUAUUUAUGAAUAUAAGUUUUAGAUUUUUUUUUUGAAAUUUUGAGAUUUCUAGUUUUGCAGUUUGGGUUACUGUAGUCUUGAUCGUGCUCUUUGCAGUCUGGUAACUGUAGUUUCAAUUAGUGUAGAUUUUAGCAACCCACAGACCUAUUUAUUCUUGCAGUUCGGGGUACUGUAUAUAUUCAGAAUUUUUGAAUUGUUCCUGAUUUUUUCAGUGUGUCUGGAUUACUGUAGUUACUUUUGAUUAAUUUUGCAGUCUGAAGUACUGUAGCUUUGUGUUCAAUUUCUGAAAUUUGUAGUUCGGUUACUGUAGUCGCUGGAGUACUGUUAGUUCGGGAAUCAUAGUGAGUACAUUAUCUCGAACUGCAAAAAAUGUACUCAAAACUACAGUAGCCUAAACUGCAAAAAACACAUUUGAAACUACGGUAACCCGGAACUGCAAGCAAACAAUCUCAGAGCUACAGUAACCCGAACUUCAAAAUUUUUUCUCAAAACCACAGUAACCCGAACUGCAAAAUGUCGUGUGUCAAGAGAAAAAUUAUUACUACAGUAAUCUAGAAACAUAAGCUUCUUUUGUAGAUCAAAAAUAAAUUAAAUUCUAAUUUUUUUCCAGCAAGAAACCGCGAAUCACUCUCUCAUCCUCCAAGGACUCCAUCCACUCACCACCUACGGUAUCACAAUUUGCGCGGUUUUCGAUCCGCGGAAUCUGACGAUUCCGGAUAUUUUGACAAGUGACAAAUCCAUCAAACCCCGAGCCGAUUUGAUUUAUUUGAGUGAUGAUGGUAGGAAUAUUGAAUUUGUUGUGGGAAUGGAGCAUGAGCAUGAUCUAAUUAAUAUUUUUACUAACCUUAAAGUUUCUGAUGCUGUAAUUAAGCAAGAUCAAGCUUUUCAACUUCUGAACAAUACUGAUGUGGGGGAAUUUAAAGGAAUUGAGAUUUUUAAAAAUCUAGAUUACCUCGAUCACAGUCCUGAACAAAACAUGACCGAAACUAAGGAUUUGUUCAUAUGUGUUUACACGACUUGCGAUAACUCAACAACUGAUAUCAUUUAUUCGGAACAUAAUUGCACCGAGGAUUUUGAGUACAGAAAUGAAACUUUGGAUUAUUCUAACUCAUCUACAGAUGUUGUGAUAACAUCAACACUAGCACCAACUACACCGCCACCCACGAAUCUAACUUCGUCGAUAGCACCUCCGCAUGUUCCACCGAAUACUAACAUUGGUGAAUAAUCUGGGGGGGGGGGGUGAUAUUCAAAAAAAAAAUGCUAACAUGAGCAAUCUAAAAUUUAUAGGUUUUUUAGCAAAAAAAAAGUUUAUGAGCAAUGUUAAAAAAUAGAACGUACAUUUGUUUUCGAACGUCUUGAAAACGUCUCCUAGCAUGAGCAAUGUAAAGAAUAUUUAACAUGAGCAAUCUUAUUAAUCACUGAUUUUCAGCAAAACAGGUUAACAUGAGCAAUGUUUUUGAAACCACUAUUAAGUGUUUUAUUUUAAUUAGGACGUUUUGAAAAUUUCCUAAUUUUUUUAAUCAAACAUUAUUUAUUUUUAGCAAAACAUGUUUAACAUGAGCAAUAUCACUCAUUUUUCUUAAUUGUAAAAAAAUUUAAAAAUUAAAAAUUAUUAAUAAAAUAUUUUUAACGUGAACUUUUUUAAAUUUCCAACCAGACUUUUUCAAAAUUUUCAUUUCGAUUUUUUCCAAAAAACUCUAGUUUUAAGGUUUUUCUAACACCACCUAAUUUUUUACACUAACCAACCCUAAACCUAAUUUUCUACCAACACUAACCAUUAAAACCCCUAUCUCAAUCUCUUCCUUUUUCCAGAAAGUUCCGAAAAAACUGGGCUGAUUGUUGGCGUCACAAUUUCGGCGGUCAUUGUUGCCAUUUUCCUCGUCGCCGUUUUGAUCUAUUAUUUGAGGAAUAAACAUCGCAAACAGGAGAAAUUGUAUAAAUUGAAGAUUGCUCAGAUUGAGCACGAUAAGGCGAGAUAUGUCGAUUUUCCGAUCACGGCGGCGAAGUGAGUUUUGAGCGGGGGAAAAAACAACAAGCUUGAGCUGAACUUCAGAAGCUCAGGCUCGUUAGGUUCAGCCUGAACUCUUUAGGCCUAAAUCUAGGCCAUCCAAUUUCCAAUUUCAGACACGACAUUUGGGAAAUCGAGCGUCGCAAUCUGAUAAUCCACACCGACAAAAAACUGGGCUCCGGCGCCUUCGGUGCAGUUUAUCUCGGAAGACUCAUCGGCAAAUCGCUGGCCCACAAAGACGCCAAUUCACCGCUUGGCAUCAACCUGAUGCGCGCUGAAAAUUGCGAAGUUGCCGUCAAAAUGCUACCCGAAUUCACCGAUGACAUGUCGAAGAGUGAAUUUUUACGCGAAAUCGGGCUGAUGAAGACGUUAGGUUAUCAUGAGCGAUUGGUGAAUAUGUUGGCGUGUAUCACCGAUUCUGAACCGUUGUGUUUGGUUGUGGAAUAUUGUUCGGAUGGAGAUCUUUUGCAAUAUCUUCGAAAUCGCUGUAAAUAUAUGAUGAAACUUGAUGAGGCUGGGGUGAAUUAUCACGAUCCACCAGUGGAAAAUAAUUAUGAUCCAAGUAUGAUCAUCACAAUCAAACAACUUCUUCAAUAUGCUGUGCAGAUAUCUUACGGCCUCGAAUUCCUUUCGCAAAAAGGAUUUGUUCAUCGAGAUGUUGCGGCGAGAAAUGUGUUGGUUCACGAGGGAAAAUCGUGUAAGAUUGGAGAUUUCGGAUUGUGUCGAUAUAUUUAUGGAAGUUCAUCGCAGUAUAAGAGUAAAGGGGGAAGACUUCCAUUGAAGUGGAUGUCACCAGAAGCGAUAAGGAAUUAUGAAUUCUCGUCGAAGAGUGAUGUUUGGUCGUUUGGAAUUCUGCUUUUUGAGAUUAUAACUUUGGGAGGCUCGCCGUAUCCUGGAAUGCAUCCCGAGGAUGUUUUGCCGUUUUUGGAGGCCAAGGGUAGGAUUGAGCAACCCGAUAAUUGUCCGGAUAAUUUGUGAGUUUCGGGGGAGGGGGUUUGGAAAGUUCAGAGAAUUUUUCCCCCAAAAAAAUCAGAGCUUUUUUCUUCGGGAAAAUUUUUUAGAGAUUCAUUUUGAAUUUUCAAGAAAUUUUUUGAAAAUUUAGAAUAAUUUUGCAAAAUUGAAUAAUCUUGAUUUCUUGAAAUUUGGAAAAUUAAUCAGAUCGAAAAAUGUUUUUUUUCUAAAAAUUUUGUGAAUUCUGAAACUCGGCAAUUUUUUCGGUACAGAUUAAAAUGUUUUCAAAAUUUUAUGACGUGGCAGAAUUCUGAUAUUAUUCUAGACCAGAUAAGAUUUGGAUACAAUUUUCCUGAAACUUGCAGUAAAUCUCAACUUCUGAAAAUUUGCCACGUCAUAACAAUUUUGAAUUAUAAAUUUUCCAGAAUCUCAAAAAAAUUAGGAAAACUUUUGAACAGAAAAAAUCCAUGAUCUAUAAUUUUCAUUUUUUUUUCUAGAAAUUGGAAUUUGAAACUUUGCCACGUCAUAACAAAUUUGAACUAUAAUUUUUAUGACCUGCCUAAAAUAAAAUCUAGAAUUUUUCUAAAACGAUGAAAGUUUCAGUUAAAUUUUGAAAUAAUAUAGAUGUUUCAAAGACUUUCUGGAUUUUCUGGAAUUUUUGAAACAUUUUUCAGAAUCUCAAAAAAAUUAGGAAAACUUUUUAACUAAUUUCAGUUUUUUUUAGAAAAUGAAAUCUGAAAAUUUGCCACGUCAUAACACUAAUUUUGAACUUUGAAUUCAAAAUUCUGGAAAAAACUUAAACUUAAAUUUCCAAAAAAAAACCCUUUGUGCCACGUCACAACCUCCAAAAUUUUGCAGCUACGAAAUAAUGCUCGAAUGCUGGCACUCGGAUCCAGACGAGCGAAUCGAGUUCUCCGAAAUCCGUCACAAACUCGCUUCGCAACUCGAAGAAAUCACCGAAGACUACAGUUAUUUGACACUAGACGCCGCUAAAGACUAUUAUAAUGUGCAAUAUGGAGAGGGAGAGGUUAGUUGGUAGAUCAAAAAAAAAUUUCUGAAAUUUUCAGUGCUGACAUGAAGUUCAUAUAUUUACAGAAACAACAAAUAUCGAUUACAAAAUGA
Messenger RNA from Caenorhabditis angaria, 7142 nucleotides. Lineage: Eukaryota; Metazoa; Nematoda; Chromadorea; Rhabditida; Rhabditidae. The record is from the annotation of a GenBank genome assembly.